Messenger RNA from Trichoderma virens Gv29-8, 1830 nucleotides. RefSeq lists its product as uncharacterized. NCBI's taxonomy places the organism in Eukaryota, Fungi, Ascomycota, Sordariomycetes, Hypocreales, Hypocreaceae. The transcript is spliced from 2 exons. The record is from RefSeq and is a predicted model, not a curated record. Gene Ontology annotation, molecular function: protein binding. The coding region runs from base 1 to 1830 and encodes 609 amino acids.
AUGACUGACAGAAGCGAUUCGCCUGCUAUCAGCUCUCAGGAUCCUCUCCGAAAGGAGGAUGUGGACGGAAACAGCCGUGAGUCCGAUGAGACAACCAACCCCUCCCAGGAGCCAGUUUCUACCAAAUCUUCCGCAACAACGAGCGCAAGCUCGUUAUCGGGUAUUAACGAGGGGCCGGAAUAUCUCCCCGACGAAGACUCUCCCGGCAGCUCCAUUAUUGAGGGCAACUUGCCCCGAGGCGCGUCGAUGCAGCAGCUUCAGUAUCGCAAGCAGGAAUAUCCACCCCGUGUAUCAAGUGUUCCGACCGAUGGCAUCCGCACUCCCUCUAACCCGGAAUUGGUGGACAGCGCAGGCAAUAUCAAGCGCCACCUGACUCCCACGUCCAACAACAUAAGCAGAAGCUCCCUACCGCGUCCUCAGUCUGCCUACUCUGUGCUCUCCGAUGGGCAGCGAGGGCGGUCGCCUGCUUUGAUGCCUGGUGGCUCGCAUAUGCGCGCUCCGUCAGUCCAGUCGCGAAAGUCGCCCGAUGUCCGCAAUUCAACAUACGCCGAGCUUCUCAAUGUGCCUUAUCCUCAGCAGGCGCCCCCGCCCAUCACCAUGGACAACUCGGGGCUUCGGAAUGUAGUAGGCAACAAUGCCUCACUGCUUAGUGUACAAAAGACACUUGAGAUGUACCGCCAGAAUGUCAAGAAGACCAACGAUUUUACCGUUCAAUAUUCUUUCGCUGUCUUCCUGAUUUCCGUGGCUCAGGAGCAGGGAUUGGACUUUUCUGAUCCCAAGGGCCGCAAGAACAGCCCGCAGCCGUUCCGCGACCUGGACAGCCCCAUUGUCGAGGCCACCGUGGCUAGCCCUACUGAACUAGUAAGGGAAGCCAAGCAGAUCUUGCAGCGGCUGGCCAGCGGAGGUUAUCCGUUUGCACAGUACUAUUUGGCCGAUGGUUUUGCCUCAGGGCUCUUUAACAAGGGCAAAGAAGAUUACAAUCAAGCGUUCCCUCUCUUCGUCCUUGCCGCUAAGCAUGGCCAUGCUGAGUCCGCAUAUCGAACGGCCCUUUCUUAUGAGUUUGGCUGGGGUUGCCGGAAGGACCCUGCCAAGGCGGUUCAGUUCUUGCGCACGGCUGCCUCUAAGAGGCAUCCAGGAGCCAUGACCCGCCUUGGAAAGGCAUGCCUUUCCGGAGAUUUGGGCGAGAAGAGGUAUCGCGAGGGCAUCAAGUGGCUGAAGCUGGCUGCGGAGUCUGCUGACCUGCAGUACAACGCCGCCCCUUACCAGCUAGGAUGCUUGUACGAAACGGGCUAUGGCGACGACAUAUUUCAAGAUCUGAGCUAUGCGGCCGAACUGUACACACAAGCUGCAGAGCUAGGCCACCCCGAAGCCAACUUCCGUAUGGGUGACGCCUAUGAGCAUGGCCACCUCAACUGUCCACGAGACCCGGCGCUCAGCGUUCACUUUUAUACGGGUGCUGCUGAACGUGGACAUGCUCCCGCCAUGAUGGGCUUGUGUGCCUGGUACAUGGUUGGGGCUCCGCCGAUGCUAGAGAAAGACGAAGAGGAGGCGUAUGAAUGGGCUCGCCGGUCUGCCGAUAUGGGUUUCGUCAAGGCCCAGUACGCCAUUGGAUACUUUACGGAGAUGGGCAUUGGUUGCAGACGAGACAUUCUCGAGGCCAAUGUUUGGUACGUCAAGGCUGCAGAUGCGGGCGAUGAGAGGGCCAAGCAGCGGUUAUCCAUCAUCCAAGCAGCGGUGAGCGGCCAGGGAACUCCUAUGGAGGUUGCCGCCCCAAGAAACGGCAAACUAUCAAAAGGAGGCAAAGACGACAAGGACUGUGUUGUCAUGUGA